Messenger RNA from Pneumocystis carinii B80, 1066 nucleotides. RefSeq lists its product as hypothetical. Gene Ontology annotation, biological process: intracellular copper ion homeostasis; intracellular iron ion homeostasis; positive regulation of transcription by RNA polymerase II. The coding region runs from base 48 to 1025 and encodes 325 amino acids. Gene Ontology annotation, cellular component: nucleus. The record is from RefSeq and is a predicted model, not a curated record. Lineage: Eukaryota; Fungi; Ascomycota; Pneumocystomycetes; Pneumocystales; Pneumocystaceae. The transcript has 5 exons. Gene Ontology annotation, molecular function: copper ion binding; DNA-binding transcription factor activity, RNA polymerase II-specific; RNA polymerase II cis-regulatory region sequence-specific DNA binding.
AAAAGUGGUCAAUUUCACAGGAAACAAGUAUUUUAGAUUAAAAAAAUAUGGUGUAUAUUAAUGAUAUUAAAUAUGCAUGCUCUAGUUGUAUCAGAGGACAUCGAUCGUCUUUGUGCGAUCAUGAAAAUCGGCAGCUUUUUGAGAUCAAACGUAAGGGAAGACCGGUAUCUCAAUGUGUACAGAUGCCGACAGAGCGCACGAAAAAAGGGUCUAAAACGAGAUGUAUAUGUCAUCAUGAAUUAGGGGAAUCAUUUGUUUCAUUAGAUGUUGAAAAAAUGGCACUUAAAAUGUCAAAAAAAAAUAGGAAAAAGAUAUCACCAAUGAUGAAGAAUGAGAGGGGAUUUUGUGAUAUUGAAAAAGAUCAAGGGAUCAGGAAUUCAGUGCAAAUUUAUUCGUUUCCAACGGAUUAUAAUACAUUAAACAAUUCUCUGCAAUGGAUUCAUCUGCCUGAAGUGCCCAAAACACCAAGUAAUAUAGAUAUAAAAGCUCAGGAAGCAAGAUUUGAGCCGAAUGGUUUAUAUGAUUCAGAUUCAGUAUUUUGUUCUCAAAAUUUGGGUUCUGAAUUGAAGCCUACUGAAAUGAUUCAUGAAUAUCCUCAAUAUAUGUGUAAUUAUCAAAUGAAUUUUUAUCAAACAUGUGAUAAAUCUGCGUAUACACAUUUUGAUAGUGUACCCAUUUAUCCGUAUAUGAGAUCAGACAUAGGUAUAGAUUCUCGGGUCUUUACAUCUGAAUUUGUUGGAUGUGAUCAGUAUUUGAAAAUGCAAAAUAAUGAUAACACUAAAAUUCCUGAACUACUUACAGAUCCUCAAAUAAUGAUAUCAAAUGAUUAUCGGAAUUUUAAUUCUGAAAUUUUGGAUAUAUCUUACCCAUAUUUAUUAUCUAAAGUUGGGUUUGACUAUUUAUUUGAUUCUACAUGCGAAUCUUCAAAUUGUCAUAUUAAUACUAAUAAUAUUCCUCAAAAUGUAUUACAAACUAUGUCAAUGGAUAGAAAAUUAUUAUUGGGCUUAUAUACCAACCCUAAAUGAAAGUUUUUGAGUAAGAUGCCCGAUUUAAAUAUAUGUAUUAA